CAACAACAAAACGAUGUUAACCGUCUACAAGAACAACAAUCCCACACGGCCCACCAGCUCUCCUCCCAACAAUCAGACCUCAACUCCACCAUCAGCUCCCUCACCAAGAAACUCCGAGACCGGACCACUCAACAGAAACACGCUGUAUCAGACCUUGAAAAACUGCGCUCCCAGCAUGGAACAUGAUAGAAAGAAAAACUUUAAAACAGAGUCUCGUUUAAAAGCUGUGAACAUGCAGCUGGCGUGUGCUAACAACCAAGUUGCCAUGGUAACGGAGAAUGAGGCUAAGUUGUGUAGCAGGAUAAAGGAACUACAGCUCAGGAUUGAUCAGUUAGAGUUUGAUAUUGAGAGGGGGAAGUCCUCUCCUGGCGGGGUUCUCAAUCACUCUAGUGUCGGAAAUCUGAUCGAACAACCAUUUGUACCGCUUCUGACUUCAAAAGAUAGGAGCAAAUCCAGUAGGAAGCAUGAAAAGAAGGAUAGAAAAGAAAAAGACCAAAUCAACCAAAUAUUUUCAUCCGAUAUCAUCAGGUCCACCAGGAAGGAUAAAAGUGCUGCCAAGAGCCGUAAAGCUGCCAGCACACCAGUACCACACACUGAUAGGAGUGACACGACGAUAAAGUUUACUGAUAACAAUUACCCUGAGGAUAUCAGCAGGAUUAAUGAGGGGUGAGGUACGGAGUUAUAGCUUUAGUCACAAAUCAGAUGCCAAAUAUUCUAAAAUAAUUUUAUUUGGUGAUAGAUACAAGAUAAUCGUAUUUUACUCAUUUGUAAUAUUAUUUCAUGAUAAAAAUGAUUUUCACAGGAUAAUUUUGUUGACUGUUGAGUAUAUUUGAGGUGACAGUUGCAAUAGAAUGUCU
Bolinopsis microptera is the source of this 857-nucleotide messenger RNA. RefSeq lists its product as uncharacterized. The record is from RefSeq and is a predicted model, not a curated record. Bases 14 to 670 code for a protein of 218 amino acids. The transcript is spliced from 4 exons. NCBI's taxonomy places the organism in Eukaryota, Metazoa, Ctenophora, Tentaculata, Lobata, Bolinopsidae.